Arabidopsis thaliana (thale cress) is the source of this 529-nucleotide messenger RNA. RefSeq lists its product as uncharacterized. The record is from RefSeq and is marked reviewed. Bases 111 to 365 code for a protein of 84 amino acids. NCBI's taxonomy places the organism in Eukaryota, Viridiplantae, Streptophyta, Magnoliopsida, Brassicales, Brassicaceae. The transcript has a single exon.
ACCAAAUUGUUAUUAAAUAUGUCCUGCAGAAAUAAUAUCUUCUUCAACUACUCUCACGUCUUCUUUUAUAAAAGCAAGCCAUAGGACGAAAACCUUAUCUUAUAGCAAAGAUGCGUGACAUCAAAGGCUUACUCAUCCUAUCGAUCAUCUUACUCCUGGUCUUGUCUCAGUCCCUUCUUUUGUGUUCAGGUCAUGUCGAUCACGAAGCUGGUGUGACAAGGAAGCUUGGAGUCUUCAUAAGGAGAAGGGCAAGAAGAUUCAGAGGACAUCGCCCCACAUCUGCUUCCAUUACACUUUUGUCAGGCUCCUUCCAUAUGACUGCUUGCCUUGCCACCUCUAGUUCUUGCAGUUCUCUUCUUUUCUAGGUUCCAUCUACUAUCAAAAGUAGUUUUCUUUUUCUACUCUCCUUACAAGAAUUGUGUAGUACAUAGUAACACGUCUUUGUAAUGCGUUUAUGUAAGUUGAGUUCUACAUAAGCAUGUAUUUGUACAAAUUUAAUGCUUGAAAAUUGUGAGCUUAUCAUGUUGUC